Drosophila gunungcola (fruit fly) is the source of this 735-nucleotide messenger RNA. RefSeq lists its product as uncharacterized. The coding region runs from base 335 to 703 and encodes 122 amino acids. Lineage: Eukaryota; Metazoa; Arthropoda; Insecta; Diptera; Drosophilidae. The transcript has a single exon. The record is from RefSeq and is a predicted model, not a curated record.
UUGUCUGCGAUCGAAAUUAGAAACAAAAGAAUAGUAAUAAAUUAAUAAUAUCGAUUAGAGCAGAUCAAUUUUAUCCAUAAAACAAUGCCCUAAAUCGGAUUAAUGAAGCGUCUUUUGGGGGAAAAGUAUUCAAAUACUUGUUAAGCCUAUAAUCUAUUUGUUGUGAUAUUUCUUUGGACAAAAGAUUUAAGAUGGCAGAGUCAAAGAAAAGUUCGCUCACUCCUCUAUUUACAGCGUAUCAAUUGCCGAAACAACCAUGACAUCAACCAUUAAAAGGGCGAAACGAACGAAAGGCACUGCGAAGCUGAAGGUUGACUGAAAAUGAGACUGAACCAUGAAGGGGCAGGGAGUGCUCGUACGGUGGCUUGGUCUGCUGGCCGUGGUUCUCGCCACCGGCAUCCGGCAGUUGUCAACGGGCAUCAGCCCCAACGAGCGCCGAUUCCAGUGCCUGCAGCCGCGGAUAGUCGGCCAGACCAACUGCUCGCCCUGCGCCGAGCUGUACAUCUUCAACAGGAGCUCGGGCCACCGGCGAUGCGAGCACGUUAACGGGCGGUGCUACCCGCAGCGCACCGUCUUUGCCACCGCCCGCCUAUGCGAGAUCAUCUGCCAGCCGUACAUCCAGCGGGCCACGCUCCACGAGAAGACCACGCCGGUGCCACCGAUCGUGCAGCCCUACUUCGACAGCGACGAGGAAUUCCAGUGAGGUUUCAACAAGAAUAAGCUUCAUUUAAUUCA